Theobroma umbraticum is the source of this 1495-nucleotide messenger RNA. Its product is annotated as F-box protein At5g07610-like. The record is from RefSeq and is a predicted model, not a curated record. Lineage: Eukaryota; Viridiplantae; Streptophyta; Magnoliopsida; Malvales; Malvaceae. Gene Ontology annotation, molecular function: protein binding.
AACUGUGCUUUGCAUAGUCAGUGAACAAAGUCCCGACACCAUGAGCAGCACUAUCUCUCCAGCAGCAGACGCCAUAGCCAGCAACGAAGACCUCCUUACAGAGAUCCUCCUCAGACUACCUGCCAAACCUCUCCUCAAAUUCAAAUCCGUUUCAAAAGAAUGGUUCUCUCUCAUUUCCAGCUCCCAGUUCUGCCUCUUCCACAACCGUCGCUACCGUGACAACGCCUCUCUCACUGCUGCUGUCCUCUUGUUCGACUGUGGCACUACCCACACCCCACCUACUGGAUUCCACAUUGUCCCUUCGAAGAACCAAUGCUCCAAAGUCCCCUUCUUCGAGUAUCUCGGAGACUCAGAUUUCAGAAUCAUGCAGUCUUGCAAUGGUUUGCUUCUUUGCCGUUGUUGUGAUAAAUUUCAAUAUUUGAACUACUUUAUCUUUAACCCCUCUACUAACAAAAUCAGGAUAGUAUCUUUUCCUCAAGCUGAAGUUGAAGGCUUUGUUUAUGCUGUUAACUUAGCAUUUGACCCUCUCAAAUCUGUUCAUUAUAAGAUUAUUUCAAUCAGGAGAUUGGUAUGGGUAGCGCCUAGAUUUCAGAUUGAUAUAUAUUCAUCAAAGACUGAUUCUUGGAGUGUAAAGGUAUUAAAUUUUACUAAGCCUGAUGAUGUCUGGUUAAACUGUGGGGUUUUUUGUAAUGGGGCUAUUCACUGGGAAGGUGGGGGUAGGAGUUCAUUGUAUUUAGAUGUGGAGAAUAUGUGCUUGAAAGCAAUGCCAACGCCAGCACGGAUGCUGGACGCACCUGAGGGAUCUUACAGUGAGAGCAAUAGGUUUCUGGGGGAAUCUCGGGGACAUUUGCAUCUUGCUGUCAACUACAUGCCCCUUUGUUUACAGUUUAAUAUUUUUGAGAUGGCUGCAGACUAUUCUGAUUGGUUCUUAAAAUACCGUAUGAAUUUGGAGACUGUGGUGAAAGGUUUUCCUGAGAUACAUUUAUAUCCUGAUGAGGAGGGGGAUAAUCAAGUAUCUGCUAUGUGUGUUAUACGAUCCAAGAUAGAUGAAGUCUCUACAGUUGUGGUGUUUGUGAAUGGGAAGGUAAUUUCCUAUGAUUUGCAUGAUGGGACAUCGACAAAGCUUUGUGAUCUAGAGUCAUGUCCAAAAACUCAUGGUCAUCUAUCAGAUUAUGAAGCAUUCCACGUCUAUCAGUACUUCGAGACACUCUCUUGUGUUUGAGAGACUUUCAAUUUUAGCUGGCACCAACGUUCUCAAGUCCAAUCAGGUUAAGCAGUCAAGUAACUGAGUUGUAUGUUCUAAUAUUUGUGCUUAAAUACACUUAUUGUCACUUUUGUAUUGAACAUAUCUACAGUGCGUAGAUGAGCUUUAUCCUAUUGUAAGCAACUGCAGUUGGGAAUUAAGGCAUUAUAUAUAUGUCUUGUGGUUAGUCCACUACAUAAUGCAUGUAUUUGUAGUGUUCUAAGUACUCAUAAAUAUGAAAAGACUUUCCCC